AUGAAGUCCGCUACCUCUGCUGCUCUCCUCGCGUUCGCCACUGGCGCGUUCGCCAAGCAAAUCACCGUUUACAACGGCUGCCCCUUCACCAUCUGGCCUGGUCUCUUCACUGGUUCUGGUGCCGCGCCCAGCCAGGCCACCGGCUGGGAGGCUGCCGCGUACACCGCCGUCACCUUCGCUGUCCCCGACAACUGGACUGCCGGUCGUAUCUGGGGUCGCCGUGACUGCGACUUCAGCAGCAACCCCGGCCCCAACUCUUGCCUGUCCGGUGGCUGCAAUGGUGGUCUCCUGUGCACCAACCCUGUGAGUACUGAAGGUGUCCCUCCUGCCUCGCUCGCCGAGUUCACCCUCGACGCGAACGGUGAAGACUACUACGACGUCUCGCUCGUCGAUGGUGCCAACCUGCCCAUCGAGAUCACCAGCUCGACUGGAUGCCACGUCGCCUCGUGCCCCGUCGACCUCGGCCCUAACUGCCCCGCGGCACUCCAGGGCCCCUACGACACUACCGGCUUCCCCCUUGGUUGCAAGUCCGCCUGCUACGCCAACCUCGACGGCAACCAGGCCGACUCCGCCAACUGCUGCUCCGGCAGCCACAACACCGCUGCGACGUGCCCUCCCAGCGGUGUCGCGUACUACUCGUACUUCAAGGACAACUGCCCCGACGCGUACGCCUACGCCUACGACGAGUCGUCCGGCACCGCCCUCUGGACCUGCGCGACCGGUGGCGACUACACCGUCACCUUCUGCCCUCCUUCAUAA
Coniophora puteana RWD-64-598 SS2 is the source of this 759-nucleotide messenger RNA. Its product is annotated as thaumatin-like protein. The record is from RefSeq and is a predicted model, not a curated record. Gene Ontology annotation, biological process: defense response. NCBI's taxonomy places the organism in Eukaryota, Fungi, Basidiomycota, Agaricomycetes, Boletales, Coniophoraceae. The coding region runs from base 1 to 759 and encodes 252 amino acids. The transcript has 4 exons. Gene Ontology annotation, cellular component: extracellular region.